AUGGCCUCCGGGUCUCGUUUCCCCGCCUGGGUCACGAGGCGAGCUGGCAGGCGUAGGCGAGCGCGCGCCCGCCCGGCCGGUCGCCAUGACAACGUCCCUCUUCGGCCAACGCCUGCCUCGGAAGCGGCCGACGAGCCGGGCUCGGCAUGGGCCUGGCCGGGCUUCCAGCGCCUGCAGGAGCGGCUGAGGGCGGCCGGUGCCCUCUCCAGGCGGUACUGGGCGCUCUUCCGCUGCCAGGUGUGGCCCGGCGACUGUGAGGAGGACGAGGAGGCUGCCGCGGGUCCCCUGGGCUGGAGCCUUCCCGUGUUGGGCCAGCAGUACCUGGAUAUCCUGACCACAUGGUACUGCAGCUUCCAGGACUGCUGCUACAGUGGGGAUUGCAGGAUCUCCAACAACUUUACAGGCUUAGAGUCGGACCUGAGAGUGAGACUGCAUGGCCAGCAUUUGGCCCGAGAGCUGGUCCUGAGAACAGUGAGACACUACUUAGAGAUGCCCCGGCCAGACAAGGCCCUGGCUCUGUCAUUUCACGGCUGGUCUGGCACAGGCAAGAACUUCGUGGCCCGCAUGCUGGCAGAGAGCCUGUAUCGGGACGGGCUGAGGAGUGACUGCGUCAAGAUAUUUAUUGCCACGUUCCACUUUCCCCACCCCAAGUACACGGACCUGUACAAGGAGCAGCUGAUGGGUCAGAUCCAGGAGACGCAACAGCGCUGCCAGCAGACCCUGUUCAUCUUUGAUGAAGCUGAGAAGCUGCACCCGGGGCUGCUGGAGGUCCUUGGGCCGCAGCUGGAACACCAGUCCCCUGAGGGCCACAGGGCUCGGAGAACCAUCUUUCUCUUUCUCAGUAACCUUGGGGGCAAUAUCAUCAAUGAGAUGGUUCUGAAUUGGCUUAAGGCUGGAGGGUCCCGAGAAGAAAUUACAAUGGAACAUUUGGAGCCCCACCUCCAGGCUGAGAUUGUGGAGUCCACAGACAGUGGCUUUGGCCACAGCCGUCUUGUGAAGGAAAAUCUGGUUGACUUCUUCGUUCCCUUCUUGCCACUGGAGUACCAUCAUGUGAGGCUGUGUGCACGGGAUGCUUUCCAGAACCAGGAGCUUCCAUAUACAGAAGAGGCAUUGGAUGAAAUCGCCAAGAUGAUGGUGUAUGUCCCCAAAGAACAACAAAUCUUUUCUUCUCAGGGCUGCAAAUCUAUUUCCCAGAGAAUUAACUAUUUCCUACCUUGAAGGCUAGAUGACUUCCAGGAGCUGCCUUCUUCCCACUAAGAGGACCCUUGAAGAGCACUGUUUGGAACUGUAAGCUGUGGGAGGGGCAGAUUGGCAUCCAGCAAUCACUAAUACACUGCUAAUGUGUAAAAGGCCUUAAAUCAGAAGCAGAGCCAAUUCUUAAAAUCACUUGGUGCCUUAAAGACAUGCAUUCCAAAAUGUGGGCCAGGUGGUUGGAAAUCAACAAAUCCCAAGGGCUUAUUAUGACUCUACAGAUGGUCUCACAUCUCAGCUCUUCUUUACAGAUGCCUGGACUUGGGUGUUGGGCCUCAGAAGCUGCAGGAUUCUUGGGUUACAUAGCAGGGAAGAAUGAAGUUCCAUGACCCAGUGGUGGGGAGUACACCUCAGGUUUGCAGGCCAAGUGGGCUGGCUUUCAAGUUGUUACUCCCAGAGGAAAGCCCAGCAGCUUCUGUUGUGAGCAGAUCAGCAACGAGCCUCAGGCUGAAGUGACAGGUGUACAGAGGAAGAUAUUUUUAAAAUCAGGUCAGUGUGAGCUAAGACUUAUUCUGUUCUGCAGAAUGAAAAAAUUUUCUUUUUUUAAUUAGGGAUCUUGACAUUCCCAUGUCAUAUGUAAAAAUUAAAAUUUUGUAUUUUUC
Messenger RNA from Galeopterus variegatus (Sunda flying lemur), 1853 nucleotides. RefSeq names its product torsin family 3, member A (gene TOR3A). The record is from RefSeq and is a predicted model, not a curated record. Gene Ontology annotation, molecular function: ATP hydrolysis activity; ATP binding. NCBI's taxonomy places the organism in Eukaryota, Metazoa, Chordata, Mammalia, Dermoptera, Cynocephalidae. Gene Ontology annotation, cellular component: nuclear envelope; endoplasmic reticulum lumen. The transcript has 7 exons. Bases 1 to 1218 code for a protein of 405 amino acids.